AUGUCUUUCAGAAUCUCCAAAUUCCUCCUUUUCUUCGGCGUCCUAAGCGUGCUGGCACCCAUACGAGCCCCGAUUCGUGUAUACGGCGCUCCCACUCCGGCACUGUUCACGCGUCACGAAGGCCACAAUGACUCGGCGUCGACCGGGGACUUCAAGAAGCAGAACGGGAUGGACGCGCAGAAGCUCAACGCGCAGUUCGCCGGCUUGAAGAAAGCAGACCCGUGCAAUGAUGGAGAACAGGCUUGCGUGGAGACAUCUUUCGCGCAGUGCGUGGGGGGGAAGUGGGUCCUGACCCCGUGUGCGAGCGGCACCGUAUGUGUCGCCCUCCCCCUCGUCAACAAGCCUGGAACGAGCAUUGCGUGCGACUCGGAGAACGACGCGACGGCUAGGAUUUUGGCAUCGGGCGCUGAGGGUGGUCUCACUGGAAGUGAUGCAGCAUCUGCAUCAACAUCUGCAGGGACCGGUGGGGACGAUGACGAGCUGGAAUGCGACGACGACGAUGACGACGAGCCAUCCGCACAGCCCACCAACGGCGACGAUGACCUUGAAUGCGACGAUGACGAAACAGGUAGCCCAGCCUCAUCCUCUGCUGCAGUCACUUUCUCCGCUGCUUCGACUUCCUCUGUCACCCCCGCAUCUUCCGUUUCUGCUUCCGUUGUCGCCUCCGCCACGGCUCUCCAGAAAAAUACGAAGCCCGCCGCAACGACCAUCUUCCUCAACUCGCCUUCCCCUUCCUCUGUCCUUAGCAAGCGCCAAUUCGGACUCACUUCCGUCGCUAUCGUUCCUGUUCCAGAAACCACCUCUCUGGCCGCUGUUGAAACGCCGGCGGUCAGCGUGCUCCCGCAGACAACCGUAACCGUCAGCACUUCGGUCUCAGCGUCAAUCUCUGCUACUUCUCCCGCCGUAGUGUCCACACCCCAGCCCGUGACGAUCAUCAGCUCCGUCACAGCGGCACCUGCGCCCGCCUCGACCACACCCGCAGGCGGGGUCACUACCGUAACCGCCAUCAUCUUCUCGACGGUGACUGUAACUGUCGGCGCGUCGUCUGUUCCCGCAUUGCCCAUUUCGACAUCUGCACCAGCCGUCGUUGUGACUCCCGCUUCCUCCAUCGUCUCAUCAGUAGUAUCCAUUCCAUCGUCAGCCUCACCUGUCGUUACCUCCGUCACCUCCAUCAUUUCGUCGUCCGCCGCCCCCGCCGUGUUCUUCUCGUUUGCCUCCCCUGCACCAGCAGCAACAUCGUCUCUUUCUGACGCCGGUAACGUCAACCUCGCCCCCACACCUGCACCCGCACCCAACACGUCCCCUGCUGAUGCGGCAGAGAUCGCGCGCCUGCUGACUGCUACGCUGUAA
Pleurotus ostreatus (oyster mushroom) is the source of this 1350-nucleotide messenger RNA. RefSeq lists its product as uncharacterized. The transcript is spliced from 2 exons. NCBI's taxonomy places the organism in Eukaryota, Fungi, Basidiomycota, Agaricomycetes, Agaricales, Pleurotaceae. The record is from RefSeq and is a predicted model, not a curated record. The coding region runs from base 1 to 1350 and encodes 449 amino acids.